This is a messenger RNA of Elgaria multicarinata webbii, 9480 nucleotides long. RefSeq names its product cilia and flagella associated protein 47 (gene CFAP47). Gene Ontology annotation, biological process: sperm axoneme assembly; cilium assembly. Gene Ontology annotation, cellular component: cilium. Bases 1 to 9480 code for a protein of 3159 amino acids. The transcript is spliced from 64 exons. NCBI's taxonomy places the organism in Eukaryota, Metazoa, Chordata, Lepidosauria, Squamata, Anguidae. Gene Ontology annotation, molecular function: protein binding. The record is from RefSeq and is a predicted model, not a curated record.
AUGGAGAUCGCCACUGCCUCUUGGGACGUGGCCGGAGUGCGCAUUACGCCGCCCGAGCUGCGCUUCGUGGACGCGGUGCCCGGAGGACGCUACCGGGCGCUGUUGAGCGUCCAGAACCUGCGGGCUCAGAGCUGUGACCUUCACUUAGUGCCUCCUGAACGGCCUCAGUUCAGGCUAAUUGUGGAAAAUCCAAAGAAACCCCUUGCUUCUGGUCUUCACAUAACAGCCACUGUGGAAUAUCAUCCAGACACUGAGGAAGACCUUCAGGACAGAAUACUUCUUCAUGUAGGAAAAAAGAUAGUUGAGAUUCCUCUAAUAGGAUUAAUCCCAUGCUGCUGCCUAGAUAUUGAACCGGAGAUAAAUUUUGGCACAGUGAUUGCAAACAGCAAAGUCAUUAAUACAGAGAUUAGAAUUACUAACUAUGGAUCAUCUCCAGGUACAUUUGACAUAAAAUAUAGAGGAAGUGUUGCCAUUGUUGUGGCACCAACCAGUGGAGUGGUGGAACCUCAAACAGCACAGUCCAUUAAAAUAGAGAUCUGUACCGAUGUUCCCAGAAUAAUGAACGAAUCAGCCAUUGUGGAAUUGCAGGGGCGGCCCAGUACUGAGAUAAUGAUCAAAGCUAAUAUAGUGGAGCAAAUGCUUGAGGUUUUAGGCGUGCCUCAUUCAAACACAAUACAGUGUGUUAAUUUUGGAUGUGUCUAUUUUGGAACCUCAAAGACUGAAGAAGUUAUUCUUCAUAAUAAAAGUCCAGAGUCUACGGACUGGGUGGCAAUCCUGCAAGAUAAUGCUGUCGGCUCAGAGAUGGGUACAGAUAUUCAGAAGAGUACAGAUGCUAUUUUAAGGGACUUGCAUUAUACUGAUGGAAAAUCUGGGGUAGAUGUUUCUACUCUGAUUGCCUGCAUUCCUAACGAAGGAACACUACAGCCUUAUCAGAAAAUUGUAGUUACGCUUUGCUUUAGUCCAAAGCAGCUGAAAAGGGACAGGGACUUUGAAAGAACCCCCCCAAGACAAGAUUAUGCUCUCUUUCUGAAGUUUGAAGCUGUAGGAAGUAAAAAUGACUUUUUGCACAGUGUGACUGCUGAUGAUAUACCCACCAAUGAGAAUAAUCCCCAUCAAGUUGAGCUGGGUUUGACAGGCUCAGGGCUUCCGGUUCGGUUGAGAUUCAUCCCAGGACCAAUGGUUAAUUUUGGGGAGUGUUCUAUGGGUGAACAUACAGAUAUGAUUUGCUCACUCAAAAAUCAGUGCGAUAUUCUUCCAGUAUCAUAUGUUUUUCAUAAGAUUGCGCAUUUUAAUAUUUGUCCUGAAAAGGGAAAUUUAAAAGCAAAAGCUACACAGGAUGUGGUAUUUUCAUUUGUUCCUCAUCACAUAGGAACCUUUACAGUGAAGCAGGUGGUAGAUAUCAUUGGUCCAGUGGCAAAGAGAGAGAGCUUAUCAGCUCUGAAGAUGAAACCUUUCCAUCAAAUACAGUUAAUUUUUUCUGGCCUGUGCAAACCUGUAACUAAUAAAGUUGUGCUGAAAAUCAAUCCUGGUUUAACGCCAUUAAUUACCAAUGCAAUGGGAGUAUUUGUAGCUAACAAGGUGGACCAACACAGUGAUGUCGCACCAGUAACAUUGCUUAAAUCGGAUCAGACACAAAUUCAUGCCCACCGGAUUAAUAGGAAUUUGAGCAAUGCAAUAGUAGCUCUUCCUAAUGAUCGUCCAGCCAGUUUAAGACCCACUGAAUUGCAUAAGGAUUACAGGACUAUUUUCACAAAGGUUCCCAGGUAUCGUUACGUGGAUCCAGAGUUUUCUUACACUGUAUACGAACAACUAGAAAAACAGGCAAAUAAAGAUUACUAUGCAGACUAUAUCCGAAGUUUAAGACAGCGUCGUUUGCAUAAAAAAGCUGCUCGGACCUUUGAAAUGCUUAAUAAUUCUGUGGAUAUUGGGUUAAAGCCAGCAUCAGGGUUGAAAUAUCCGAGGGACAAGGUUGUACAGCAAGAAAUAUUGGAGGGAGAAGUUGCUUGCAUAAGUGGAAAUAGCCUGUUAACUAGCCAGCAGCUAACAGAAAUGGAAUCUAAAUCCAUAGCCAAAGAGAUUAGUGACGGGUUUCAUCCUGUACCAUCUUCUCCACAAGAGAUUGAAGAUUGCAGUUUAAUAUUGACAGCGAAGCAGCUUCACCAAAUAUUAAUUGGCCCCUCCACUAUUGACUUUGGAGACGUUUGUGUGCAUUCUACAUCUACCAGAAAAUUGUAUAUCAUAAAUAAUCUUCCCAGGCAUGUUUGGAUACAAAUAGAAGUUGAGAGUGAAGAACUGCAACAGACCAGUCCUUUGUCUCACGUCAUCCCACCAUUUACAAAGACUUUUAUUCCAGUUGUUUUUGAGAAUGACAAAUUGGGAAUGUUUCAAAAGUCUUUUAUGUACUCCAUAAACCAGCAUCACACUGGACACGUGUUAGUGGUAGCAAAAAUAGUACCUGUUGCCUUGGAGUUAUCUACAAGGGAAUUGACUUUAAAUUCUGCUUAUAACUUCUUAGCAGAAUAUGGAUUUAGAGCAACAGUCACUCUAUACAAUCGUAAAAACUACCCUGCAGAAUUCUCCUGGAAGCCUGUAAUCACUGAUCAAGGAAUGACAUUUUCUAUAUGCCCAGACAAAGGUGUUGUAGAAGCAUGUAAAGACCUAGAAUGCGAAGUAGUUUGGCAUCCAAGUUUCUCCUCUCCAUCAACAGGAGAAUUUGACUUGUGCGUGCAUCAAGGAAAAACACUUAAACUUAAAUGUUUUGCAAAGCUUGGCUCCACUAGUGUUCAGUUUAAGGAACAAAGGAUCACGUUUAAUCAUGCUCCUCUACAUUUAACUACCUGCAGAACAGCUAUUCUUCAAAACAUGGGGCAUAACCAUGCAUACUUCCAGGUCCUUGAUGCCAACCCUCUUCCUGGAAUGAUUAUCACUCCUUUUCAGGGUGUAGUACCUGUGGGAGCCCGCACUGAAAUAAAAAUCUACUUCAGACCGAAUGCAUUAAUGAAAUUUGAUAGCAGAGUGGAGGUAGCAGUACGGAAUGCAAAAUCUUUGGAACUUAGGAUUGGUGGAUCUGUCGAGGUUCCUGACAUAGAUAUCAGUGUGCACUCCUUUAUUUUCCCUGGAGUUUAUCUUGGCUCUACCCAAGAAAUUCCAUUUUCUAUUGAGAACAAAGGAAAGGCACGUGCCAGAGUGACAAUGGAUUUAUCAAGACAUGAUGACUUUACAUUACGUUUUGCUCUCCAGUCAGACAUGGGCAGUACACCAGAGACUCCUCGUUUGUAUUCUGCAACCUUAGAUGCAAAUUCAACUUUGGAAUGUUCACUGAAUUUCACACCGAAAGAGGUGGCAGCAUAUGACUUCAGUCUUCCAAUAAACAUUAACAUUGAUGAUAUGGCAUCUUCAUCGAACAUCACGAAAACUAUGAUUCCCCCUGGCUCAGCAAAGCAUAUCAUUGUCCCACGGCCUCAGUCAUUAAGUAUACCUACUCAAGCAUGCAAAGUUCAAGCAACUGUAUUACAGCCACCAUUGCAACUUUCUCCUGUGGAGCUCGUAUUUCAGUAUAAUUUUAGAAGUAUCAAGUUGGGUGUUAUAAGUGACAGCAGUAACAUAAGGAAGCUGCAGGUGAACAAUAUCUCAAAGAAACAGAUUACAUGGCGAUUUGAUCUUGAUGCUGCAGGCAAAGCAGUAGAUGAUGGUAUCUUCAAAUUUAGUUUACAUUCUGGGGUUCUCUACCCAGGUCAACACACAUUUGUUACUAUAUGCUUCUGUCCAUGUUGGCGUGGAGUAUACACAGCUCAAGUGCCAGUGUUUUUGAAUGAUGAGAGAAUUGUUUACAGAAUAGUCAGUUUAUCUGGGGCUGUGAAGGCACCCAAGAUCAACUUUGAACCUCAGCUUUUGAUACUGACUCCUGUUCCUCUCAAUGUGAAAACAGGAGCAGAUGUCUGUGUAAUUCCCCAGGAUUAUUUAAGGCCAUCAGCUUUGCGAGUUGAAAUUCCAGAAUUGGACCCUGUAGAAGAUGAUGAAGAGUGGAUUAAUCCCUUAACUGUUGACUUUCCGAAUGGCAAUGUAAUUGAAAUAGGAGACAAUAUUGGAAUCACCUGUCAUAUUAGUUUUAAAUCCUCAAAGCCAUUGUCUUUUUUAAAGAAUUUGUUCUUUGUGGAUAGAGAAGAAAACAGAUUCCCACUUCAGGUGUCUGCAACAGCAGAGAAUUGCAUCCUUACUGUGUAUCCCUACUUGGCAUGCCACCUUCCUGACCAACAAAUUAUCCUAAGAAGUGAUACUGCUGAGAUAAUUUACAGCACUGGAGAAACUUCACGGAAUUCAUGCUACAUUCCAGGAACAUGUUCACAAACUUCUUCCAGUACCUUUGACACAGUUACCAACUCUGCCUAUGACAGUUCUGUUGCAGAAUUAGAAAAGAUGCUUGAAAAUGAAAAGAUAAAGAAGACUGAUUCUACCAGCCAGAGUGGAUGGGUUAAGUGCACAUUUCUGCAAUCAGUUUUUCCUAUUGAAAACACAGAAGAAUAUGCAUUUUUCCAGAAAGUUAUUACAGCAGUUCAAAACUGGUUUACUCUCUAUGGUUGGUCUAAAGGACCAAAUCCCAUUUCCAUUCCUCAUUCUUUAAGACGCGAUGUCUGUAAAAUUCAAAUGACUUCAUCUGAGGAAAAGCUUAAAUUAAAUCUGGGUAAAGAUAUCAAGACUAUUUAUGACAUGCUGCUCCAUCUGUGUGGGCAGUUACUGCCUGGGAUUAGUUCGAGCCAAUCUUUGCCAUUUGAUCCCAUUGACCGAGUGGUGCAACUCCACUGGCAACAUGCCACAAUGAUCACUUUUCUCAAAAGUCAAGGAGCAUGCCUUUCUCACAUUUUGCCCCAGUUUCUUCUUGACUUUGAGGAUUAUAAGAAAUGGAUCUCUUUGCAGCUUGUGGUGAAGAAGCUUAAUCCUGAUGACAGCUGUAUUUAUGUUUUGGAUGACUCUGUAUUUGAGGCUAUGAGCAAACGGGCAUGGACAGAUGUGUUGCUUCAAAUAUACAAGAUUUUGGUUCUCCAGCGUGUUUCUGUUCUUGAGGACAACAACUGGUAUGAUCCAGAAGACACAGAACACAUUCCAAGAAUAAGUGUUAACCCUUUGUCUAGUAAUAUAUAUUCUUCAUCUGAAAGACGUCUUCUUACUUGGAUGAACAGACAUUUUGAGAAGACACGAAAAAUCGUGUGGAAAGACUGCAAGAAAGGUGAUAUACCACCUACAAGAUGGAUAGUAAACUUCGAUAGAAAUCUCCUUGAUGGCCUUGUCCUUGCUGCGCUAGUAGCAAGCUAUUGCCCUUAUUUGAUUUCUACUCACUUUGUGAAUAUGUACACUAAUCCAAAUGCUUCUGAACAAUAUCUUCAUAAUUGCUUGAUCCUUGUAAAUGCUUUUCAUGCAAUAAGCCUUGAUAUAGAUGUACUGGCUACUGACAUUUGUGAUCCAAAUCCAAUCAUGAUGCUUAUGCUUUGUGUCUAUUUAUAUGAACGGCUUCCUCAGUAUUUAUCCAAGAAAUCUCUUGAGUUUGCUGGCCCACUUCAUGAUACCAUUGUUAGAAAGAUACUAUUGAAAAACCCAAGUAUCAAGCCUUUGGUAUACAAUGCUACCAUUUUAGGGAGAGAAUCUGCUGAUUUUUCAUUACCUAAAGGAAAUACUGUCACCAUUUCCCCAAAGAGCCAAGUAAGCGUAAAGGUGGAAUUUACAAGCCGCUUCCUGUAUCCUGCUGAAGCUGUGCUGUUGCUUGUUUCAAAGGCUUUAUCUGGAGUGGGUGGGGCUACAAUGACUUUCACUCUGAAGACUAAGAUUAGCCAUGUUAAACCUGCUGGUAUAUUAAAAUGCAAAUCUCCAUGUUAUGAGUUGAGGAAACUUAGUCUGCAUGUUACUAGCCCUUUUAAAACUGAUGGACCGUUCAGUGUCAUUUUAGUUGAAUCAACAAGUUACAUCACCGAGCCGGAAAAGCUAGAUCACGUUAGCCAAAUAAAACAAGGAAAAAUCAAAAGUUCUGAAACUGACAUCUUGAAGAAUACACAUGACGUGAUAGAUGGACAUGGAUUUCACAGUCAAGGGGACAAUUCAAGCACUGCUAAUGAAUCCCGCUAUCUACAAGAAUUCUUCAGCCCAGUGAAUAUAGUAUUCCUGAACAGAGAGAGUACUACAACCCUCAGCCUUCACUAUCUUCCUUUUAACAUGGGGAAACGUUAUUGUGCUAUAAUUUUUGUGAAUGAACAGAUUGGGGAAUUUGUGUACCUUGUGGAGGGAACAUGUGGUUUACCAUUGCCUUCAGGCUUGCUUCCGAUGGAUAGCCCAAAUGUUCUGUGCAUUAGCAGUAUGUUAGAAGGUCAGAACGAAAUGCAGCCAGUUCUUUGUCUGAAAUGUUGUCUUAGCGAUAAACUUAAAGAAAAGCUGAAGAUCCCCCUAAUCAAUGCAGCUAGGGAGAAGGCUCUGGCUAUUGCAGCACAGCAGCAGAUGUCUGCUUUGGAGUACGAGCGAAGAAAGGUCACAGGGACACUUGAGAGCAGCAGUGUUCGAGUUGCAGUUGCAGCUUUAGGACUGUCAAAAGUUGAGAAAGAUGUUCUGCUCCACCAUCCUAAAUUCUCUGAAAAAUAUACUGAGUACAGUGUUGAAGUAAGCAUGCCUGAGUGUUUUCAAAUCCCUGCAGCAAUACAUAUACCUGUGUUGGCAUCAAGCAGGGUUAAUACUUCACAGCAAGGAGAUAAUUGUUCUGCAGAAGAAACAGAAGACGAUUCAGUUGAGCUUCCUAUAAUGUUUAUGCCUCAAUGUCCUGGCCGUUAUCCUUGCCACAUUCUUCUACAGUCCAUGUAUGAUAUCCGUCUCUUUAAGAUAGAAUGUGUGGUGAAUACACAUACUGCUGAGGCUGAACUAGAGUUUGUGACUCCGGCAUAUCAAACAGUGACUCAAGACAUCCCAAUAACUAACAUGAGUCAACAAGAUUGGAAACUUAAAGCCAAUUUAAAGGGAUGCUGUUUCUUUGGUCCUCCUCUUAUAUAUGUAGCCCCAGGUGAAACAACUCCUUAUACUCUCAUGUUCAAGCCAACUGCUGAAUGUGUAACUAAGGGGAAGCUUAUUUUACAAAAUGAAGCAGAUGGCACAGAUCAUGUCUUUGUCCUGAAGGGGAUUGCAACAAAACCAUUGGCACUGGAUCAUAUUAAGAUAGACUGCCAAGUUAGACAGAUUACACAGAAGGUCAUAAUGGUCCCCAAUUUUACCAAGAAUGAAUUGAAAUACAAGGUGUCUUCAGAUCUUCUAAUAGUCAGUGGUGACUCAACUCUCAUUGUAGAACCUGGUGACACAACUGCUUAUACUCUGAAUAUAUCUCCAUGGAAACGUGGAGAAUUUAAAGGUGUAAUUGUAUUUGUUGCUGAAGAGAGCGAACUCCAGCAACAUCAACAAAACAACUUACUGGAGAAGGCAGAUGGUGUGCAGGCUUCUCAGAAAUUAUCAACACAGGCACUGCAAACAGUCAAUGCAGCAAAUGCUGAACAGUACUCAUCAUGCUGCAAAGUGUGGUUUUCCCUGGAGAUACACAGUAUACCAGCUCCACCAGAAAAAACUCUGGAUGUGAAAUGUACCGCUCUGGAUACAGUUACCAUUGGAAUUCCUAUAACUAAUCCUACAGUUGACAGCCUGCCAUUGGAUGUGGUGCUAAUAGAUGCUGCUACUCUUAGCGGUGAAAAAAAGCUUCUUCUUGAACCCAAAGAAACGUUGCACUAUGAAGUAAAGUACUCUCCAGCUGUUACUGGCAAAACAAAUGGAAGUGUUAUAUUCCUGUCAGAGAAGCUUGGAGAAUUUUGGUAUGCACUAAAACUGAAUGCAAUGAAACCUCAUCCAACCAGAUUGCCUGAAGUAGAGUGUGAGCUCGGAAAAUGGGUUCAUCUGUACAUCCCUCUGGUUAAUCCAACAUAUGAAAUUCUGGAACUGAAAUCUCUGAACACCAAUUCAGCCCAUUUUUCAAUGGAGAUCGACCUCAAAACCCAUCUGAUUGUAGCUCCACAUUCUACUACCGAAGUACCAGUUCAGUUUUGUCCUUCUGCACUAGGAAGAGCCAGUCACACUGCAAAAAUCAUUUUCACAUGCCCACAGCUUGAGGAAUGGGUAUUUUUCUUAUCUGGUGUUGGUCUGAUUCCUCAGCCAAUGGAGCCAGCUAGUGUAAGUUCUUGUCUUGGCCACCAUUCUUCUAUCAUCAUAACCUUCAGGAAUCCUACAUACGAAGAUGUAGUGGUAGAUGUCAUUUUAACAGAUCAGGAGCAUGUCAUGCAUCAUCCCGAUGCAUGUGUAUUCCACCCUUCCAGUAAGGACUCUGUUUUCUGGCUUCCACUCAAGCAAAAACAAGGAAUUCCUUUGCCUCCCAAAAGCAAGCUCGAUAUUCCAGUAUUGUUUGCACCUGAAGCCAUGAAACUGUAUGACGCUCUGCUUGUUGUUAAAGUUCAGAAGUUGCAUGGUGAAAUCUGGUCAUAUGAUGAUACCUUUGAAUUAAGCGAAGCAUCAGUCAGCAACACCAUAAUAAAUGAGAAUGAAGAAAUCCAGGGACUCUGUUGGAUAUAUCCAAUUCAUGGAAUCCCCGAAGCACCACCCUAUAAAUCAGCACCAGCUGUUGUAUGCUGCCGAGCCCGCAGUAGACUGGAGGAAAGAAUAGAAGUGCUGCUAACCGGGGUGGUUUCUCGAGACUCUGUAACUGUAACUCCUUUCAAGAACAACUUACUCUGUAGUCGUGACGAAAUUCUACUGACUGAAGGAUUUUCUACAACAGAUGAAUUUCUGUAUGAAAUUGAGUUUGAAUCUGAAAGAGUGAAAUCUCAACUAAAGUCUGCAAUAGCUAUAACCUUGAUGAACAAAGAUCGGGAUCUGAAAACUGGAAUUGUGACCCUGGUUUUCAAUAUAGUAUUUGCACCCAGCAAACCAUUAAGGUACAUGACAAUGCUGGUGGUACAGUGCAGCACAGGAGGCAUUUGGAAGUUUCCAAUACAGUUAAUUGCCACUGAGCCGGAAGUGGAUGAUGUCAUCAAUAUUGAAGCCACAGGUUUAAACAAGGAAUCCAUAAUUAGCUUUAGGCUUACAAGCAAAACCAGGUACCCAGACCCUUACACAGCAUACUUCCUACCAGGCAGUGAUCCAGAAUUUGUUGUAUCGCCUCAAGCUGGGGAACUUCUUCCACUUGACACGGCAGGUACCUGCAUAACUGUUGGAUUCAAGCCCAGUAUGUACAGCAAGAAACACAAAGCGACAUUAGUAAUACAGACGGCAGCAAUGCAAUGGAUGUAUGAGAUCAACGGCCUGCCCCCAGAGACUAUGCCACCAACUUCGUCAGCAAGAGUUGAUUGCAGGAAUACGCAUGUGAGAUCAGCAUCAGUGCAACAACGCAACUUUCUACGUGAAAAUAUGAAACUGUUAUCCACUGGCGUGUCCUCCACUGUCAAAGGAGCACCUCUCACUUUGAGAGCAAAAUAA